CCCGCGCACGCCCGAUAGACAAAAGCCCUCGUCGCUCCUUCUUCCAGCUCUACAACGGAGGCCACGCUUGCGGGGAAAAAAAAAAUCAAUAUUUUCUAGCCGGAAUAAAAUCUAGCCCUGUCCAAGAAGUCGAGAAGGAGAGAAAAGACUCCUUCCUUUCUUUUACCCUCUAUUUUCUAUACCCUUGCGGAGUAUACCCGAUGGUCUGCACGAACAAGCGCACAGCCGCGGCGAAGAGUAAAAUAAAAGAGGAGGACAAUGAAGAGAAUGGCGGUGAUUACAUAUCUAUUAAGCCUCCGAAGAUCGAAGAAGAAGGGCCUUCGUCGGGGAGCGAGGCCUUGGCCGAGAAGGCCACGAAAUUAACGCCCGGCCCCUCCAAAGGCCCUGUGAGGCUCCCUCCGAAGGCCACACUCGCCGUCAACCGGCGAAGGCUGAGCGGACUUCUCAAGAAGCUCGCGAGGACCCACAACUGGAAGGAAGCGAGCGACGUCUUGAGCGUCCUCUUGAGGGGGACGCCUCGCGGGAGCUCCUUUGCGGAGGAUCGCAGGAAUUUCUUGGUUGCAAUGGAAAUUCAUAAGCGACUCGGGGAGACGAAUGGUUACCAGACAAAGAUCAAGAAGAUGUUUGAGAUUUGGAUGAGCAAGCUCGUAUGGAUGCAGAAGAAUCCAAAAAAGAGACACUCAGUUCAGCUGGAACUAGCUCUUUUCUACCUUUCACAAGGGAACAUCCAAGAGGCACACAAUGCUACAAAAUUUCUGAUUCAGGAUCAAGAUUCUGCUAGUGAGCCAACCAUAAACCUGCUCCAUGGGAUGAUAUCAUAUCAGCUCUGGUAUUCUGGUCUCCCUGAAGAGAUGCAAAUAAAUGAUUUUGGCAUCCAAAUGCCAUCAGGGACAUAUGAUAUGGCCAUUGAUGAUGGUUUUGAAGAAUCUGAAAUGUUAGAAAGUUCAAAUGAUCAUAAUGCCAUUGAUAUUGUGAAUGCCAAUUAUUCUUCACGAUGUGCUUCAGAAAGCUCUGUUGGCAAUGAGAAGAUUGUCUUUAUGGAAUGCAAAAAUGAGAUGCCAAAAGGACAAUCCAGUGAUGUCCGUCCUGCACAUGAAUUUUAUCUUAUUGGAUCAGAAGCAAAUGAAGGAAGACCAACUCCUCCAAAUCUUCGUAGCCAUUUCGAACAUAGUUCCAUUUUUUUUGCACAUGGUUUGGACACAAGCUUGCUGCCCAUACGACUGAUGCACAUGGAUGGGGACCUGGAGCAGUCCAUAUAUUCAUAUAGGAGGUUAGCAAAUGAUCAGUAUGAAGAUGCAGUAAAACAUUUGCGCCUUGCUCUUUAUUCAACACCGCCAUUAUUACCAUCCUUGCUGCCCCUUGUACAGCUUUUACUUCUUGGUGACCGUGUGGGAGAAGCACUUGAUGAGCUUGAGAAAUCCUGCAAUAUUUUUGAUGCAGCACUUCCUUUCAGGUUAAGAGCUAGACUUCUUGAGUCUUUUCACAGCAGCCCUGCCACCAUUAUCUCUAGUUGCUAUGAAGAAGCUCUUAAAAGGGAUCCAACGUGCAACCUCUCCUUAGAAAGACUAAUCAAAAUGCAUAAAAAUGGAAAUUACAGUACUAUUCUACUGUUGGAGAUGAUGACUUUGCAUCUGGAUGCUGCUGAUGGGAAGUCUAGCAUAUGGGGAGAGCUCGCUUCAUGUUUCCUAAAACUUUUAACUGCCACAAUAUCCGAUUAUGAAGAUCGCAUCUCAGCAAAUGUACGAAGGGAUCCAACCAGCAUCGUAUCUUCCGGAAAAAUUCCAACAGCUUUCACCAAGGGUCAGGCAAGAAAGACAUGGAGGGUUCGUUGUAGAUGGUGGUUGACACGGCAUUUCAGCAAGAAUGCCUAUCUUUCAGAAAUGCAAGCUGGUGAUUGGGAGCUGCUAACCUCGAAGGCUGCAUGUGCAUCCCAUCUGUAUGGGCCAGAAAAUGAUUAUGCAAAAGCUGUUCUUAGCAGUUUGCAGGAGGGAGGAGAUAAUGAUCGCAUCACAUUUCUGGACGCACACUUGCGAAACCCUAUGAAGUUGCAUGGGUUUCUGAACAAGGCAGCUUCACAAAGGGAUGGUUUUCAUGAGGUGGGCCUGGAAACAGGUUGAGAUGCCUUAGCUGACAUAUUUGGUGGUCAUCGUCCUGGUUCUCUAUUUUCCUUUCCAUGGCUUCAGUUUCCUUGUGAGUGCAGGUCUGGGUGGAGUUUGAUGCCUCAGCUGACAUUUUUGGUACUCCGGUUUCUUCUCUGUCAUCCUUCAUUUUCCUUUGUGCGCUGUGCUCCAACGUUCAUGAGAGAUUGUGGGGCUCGUAUCUUCUCAGCGCGGCUAUUGCUGUCUCUCUCAUCAGUUUUGGUAGGGGGUCAUUGUUCUGGUUCUUCCUUUUGUUUUUCCUCACCCUUCCAGGUAUCGGGCAUGUGCUGUUUGGGUGUUGGUUGACGAUAUGACCAAUAUAUGAAAUGAAAUAUAGAAAAAGCAAAAGUAUCAAAGCAAACUUCCAUGUAAGGCCAUGUUUGUGUUAUAGGGGUUAAUAUAUAUAGUGAAAACAAAUCAUCUUCUU
This is a messenger RNA of Elaeis guineensis (African oil palm), 2565 nucleotides long. RefSeq lists its product as uncharacterized. The record is from RefSeq and is a predicted model, not a curated record. NCBI's taxonomy places the organism in Eukaryota, Viridiplantae, Streptophyta, Magnoliopsida, Arecales, Arecaceae. Gene Ontology annotation, biological process: transcription by RNA polymerase I. Gene Ontology annotation, cellular component: RNA polymerase I transcription regulator complex.